This is a messenger RNA of Galendromus occidentalis (western predatory mite), 1275 nucleotides long. Its product is annotated as ATPase ASNA1. Gene Ontology annotation, cellular component: GET complex. The coding region runs from base 238 to 1218 and encodes 326 amino acids. The transcript is spliced from 8 exons. Gene Ontology annotation, molecular function: ATP hydrolysis activity; ATP binding. Lineage: Eukaryota; Metazoa; Arthropoda; Arachnida; Mesostigmata; Phytoseiidae. The record is from RefSeq and is a predicted model, not a curated record. Gene Ontology annotation, biological process: tail-anchored membrane protein insertion into ER membrane.
CUUCUUCACUGGACAGAUUCCAUGAAGCAGCCUGUUACGCCCGGACGAGACGCAAUAAAGCGACAAGUGCCAGUAGUGUCGAACAAUCGGUGUUGGCGUUCAUGCAAAAUCACCUGUCUCAUUGCUGAACGCGAUCAUCUGCCGGCAACAUUUACGCAUCAGACCUCGUAGUGAGCGCCCCAGAACUAUUGUCCCCCACAGUGAAGAGUCUUGCGGACUUCUGUCGCUCGCCGCUCGAUGGAGCCUCUCGACCCCACGCUGCUCAAUAUCAUUGAUCAGAAGACUCUGAAAUGGAUUUUUGUUGGAGGGAAGGGUGGAGUCGGCAAAACCACUUGCAGUUGCUCCUUGGCGGUCCAGCUGUCACGAUCGCGGAAUAGUGUCCUCAUCAUAUCGACGGACCCGGCACAUAACAUCUCCGAUGCGUUCAAUCAGAAGUUCAGCAAAGUUCCCACAUUGGUCAAUGGCUUCACGAAUCUCUCAGCGAUGGAGAUAGAUCCGAACCUGGGGAUCUCGGAGCUCCCAGACGAAUACUUCAACGAGGGAGACCCUUUUCGAAUGAGCCGUGGUCUGGUACAGGAGUUCAUGCAAGCAUUUCCCGGGGUCGAUGAAGCCAUGAGCUACGCUGAAGUGAUGAAGCUUGUCAAAGGAAUGAACUUCGACGUGGUCGUCUUCGACACAGCGCCAACCGGACACACCCUGAGACUUCUGUCCUUCCCGAAAGUGAUGGAGAAAGGCUUGGAUAAAUUGCUGAAGCUGAAAAAUCAGUUUAGUCCGUUCGUGAAUCAAUUAUCGAUGCUGCUCGGUGGCGCCGAUCUGAAUAUAGAUUCAAUGUCGCAGAAAUUGGAGGAGCUCCUACCCGUUAUUCGUCAGGUGAAUGAGCAAUUCUGUAACCCGGAACAGACUACGUUCGUGUGCGUCUGUAUAGCUGAGUUUUUGUCUCUCUACGAGACCGAGCGCCUCAUUCAAGAGCUGACCAAAUGCGACAUAGACACUCAUAAUAUCAUCGUAAAUCAAUUGCUCUAUAAGAAGCCUGGAGACGAAUGCAAAAUGUGCAACUCGCGCAUGAAGCUUCAAGCGAAAUACUUAGAUCAGAUCAACGAUCUUUACGAAGAUUUUCACGUUGUGAAACUGCCGCUACUGGAGAGAGAGGUCAGAGGUGUUCCACAAGUGAAGGAAUUCUCGAGUCUUUUAAUUACGCCCUACGUGCCUCCGCAAUAGUCUCGUUCCCGGAUCUUCACAUCGAGUUUCGAUUUUGUCGAUGGAUUCAAAUACUUU